UCAACAUCACAGUGAGAUUAAGCUGGAAAUGUUUGGUAGUGAGUAACUAACCCUCAUCAUGUCAUGAUAUACUACAAUUAUACACAACAUUGCUUUAGUUACUUAACUUAGGAUCCAAACUUAAACUCCCUGCCCUGCCUAUUUAACCUCUCCCCCUGCUAUCCAACUCUUAAGUCUUCAUACCUACCUCACUCACUCGCUCAAUCUCUUCUUCCUGUGCAUGCACUUAUAUGUUAAGGUUAGUGAGAUCGAGCAAUAUCAUAUCAUAUAAUUAAUUGAAGACAAUCAUACACAUUAAACAUACAUACAUACAGACAGACAAAUAAAUCAACCAACACACAAGAUGGGAACACAUAUAGUUUUGGUGGUUGGUUUGAUCUGCGCUGUGUUUGUCUCUGCAGGAGCCCAACAACCUCCAUCCACCUCCCCAAACGCCUCUCCAGCACCACCCACUCCUCCUACUAAUACUCCUCCAACAACUCCCCAAGCUUCCCCUCCACCUGUUCAGUCUGCUCCUCCAACUGCUCAGUCUUCUCCACCUCCUGUCCAAGCUUCUCCUCCACCAGUUCAGUCCGCUCCCCCACCGGUUCAGCAAUCUUCACCUCCACCUGUAUCAUCUACUCCACCACCAGUCCAGUCUUCUCCUCCACCGGCCCCAGUCACUCCACCACCAGCAUCCCCACCCCCUGCCUCUCCUCCUCCAUUCUCUCCUCCCCCUGCAACUCCACCUCCAGCAACUCCUCCACCAGCUGUUCCUCCUCCAGCACUCACACCUACCCCUCUCUCAUCUCCUCCAGCAACUUCUCCAGCUCCCUCUCCAACCAAGGUUAAGAGUAAAUCCCCUGCAUUGGCACCCGUACUCUCCCCAUCAGAUGCUCCCGCUCCAACCCUCUCCUCUCUCUCCCCUGCCAUCACUCCCACCAGUAACGAUGAUAGUGGAGCUGCAGAGAUGUUGUGGUCUCAGAAGAUGGUUGGCUUAGUAUUUGGAUGUGCAUUCCUGUCCUUGAUGUUCUAGAUCGAUCUUCUCUUCGGAUCGCAGAUUGUUAUGUUUAAUUACCUAUAUAUAUUAUUUUGUGGAUGUGAUAUGGAGUUUAUAUUACUGCAUCUGGACUAUAUAUAUACAUUGUUUGCAUUCUUGGACAUUCAUUUCAGAGGAGGAGAGGUUUUGUAUUAAUUGAGGACAUUUAUUUUGUAUCUCACUAUAUUGCUAUUAGUUUAUCCAUCCAUUCCUUGCUUUCUUUGAGCAAUUUAUCCAUUACAUUUUUUUUGUUUAA
Molecule: messenger RNA, 1274 nt
Organism: Trifolium pratense (red clover)
Lineage: Eukaryota; Viridiplantae; Streptophyta; Magnoliopsida; Fabales; Fabaceae
Product: classical arabinogalactan protein 9
Exons: 2
Coding region: 344-1015 (223 amino acids)
Cellular component (GO): plasma membrane
Source: RefSeq, a predicted model, not a curated record